GCGCGAAGUUCCUGGGCAUCUGGCAGCAACAACAUCGCGCUAAUCGAGCCUGGGACCGUCCGCCGCACUUUCGAGCAGCAUCAGCAGGAAUACUUGGACCAGCGCGCGGAGGCCCUGCAGCCGGAGGAGCAUGCGAGGGACGCCCACUACCUCAAGAGACAACGCCUCUGCAAUAUGCAGAGGGCGACCCAGGAACGCGGCGCGCUCUGGGCCCCCACUGGCAAAGUGCUGAAGCUCAAGGCCAUCGAGGUCCUGCACGACCACAGCGCCAUUGAAAAGCCUGAAGACAUGAUUGCCGAGCUUCGGCGCCAAUGGUCUCCUGUGUUUCAGGUGAAACCGAGCCACGCCAAGCACGUUAGCCGCUAUUUGGACAAGCACAGCAUCCCCUACGACUGCCCCCAGAUGGACAUCCCGACGCUGGGCAAACUGCAGAACCUCAUGCGCGGGCUCAACAACUCGGCUCCAGGUCCUGACGGUAUGCAGUGCACAGCCUGGAAGCGCAUUCCCUCCUCGGCGCAGCUCCUGCUCGAGGUGUCGCUCGGGGUAAUGAAAGGUUUUCCCGUGCCGCUGGGCUUCAACGAUUCGCUCAUGAUAUUCACUCCGAACGGAUCGGGACCUGAUGAUGGGAUAACGGCUUCCAGGCUGGCCAAGGCUACGAGACCCUUCUCUCUGAAGAACACGGACUGCAAGAUUGUGGCUGCCAUGGGCAACGAGUUGAUGAAGCCAAUCGUCGCGAAAGAGGAUGACCUGGCGAGCAAAGAUCAGCUGAUGGUGCUCCACGGCUUCGGUGAUGCGUUUCCAUCGGCGUGCAGAACACGGCUCAAAAUUGCGCUGGGCAAAGCUGACUUCCCCGAGGGCAUCCGCAACAUGAUUGAAGCGAUCUACCUCCUGCCUGCCGCCUUCGCCAACCUCGCGGGCGCCAGCGAGAUUUCUGGGUGCCCCUGGUCGGGGACGCUGUGGGCGGUCGGCGUGGGCCCGCUGACCAGGGGCAUGCGCUCGCGGGCGGCGAACUUCAAGGGCGCGGUCAUCGGCGUCUGCGCUGACGACGUGGGCUGCGUCCUCCCGUCGUUGAAGAUGCUCCGUCCUCUGAGCAGGGUGUUCUAUGCGGCGGAGACUCCCGGCGCGCCUAGCGCUGAAGCGGCGAAGUGUAAGAUCCCCCCGCUGACGGAGGCAUUCGCACCAGCGGUGGAGGACAGGGUUGACGCCAAGAUCGCCGAGCUUGUACCUCGAUGA
Prorocentrum cordatum is the source of this 1233-nucleotide messenger RNA. The record is from the annotation of a GenBank genome assembly. Lineage: Eukaryota; Dinophyceae; Prorocentrales; Prorocentraceae.